GGUCCGUUGUGGCGGAACCGGAAAUGCCCGGGAAAAAAUACGUCUGCAGUAGCUUGCUUCCUAGUGCACAAGAAGCUAGGUAGCUAUGUUGUUUUGCAUCCUUAUAACUCGUGCGCAAAGAUAGAUAGUUUUGAAUUUGCCAACUAUGAAACGGAAUCCCAAGAAAACACUAGCCGCAGCAAGUAAGAAGACGCCGUGCUCAAAAUAGCUGUUAGGUUUUCAGCAUUGAAAAUGGACAGAGACCUAUUGCGACAGUCCUUGUCAUAUCAUGGACCGAGUCUGUAUUCAUUUCUAAAAGGUGAACAGAAUGAGAAUCCGGACUUUAAGUUAAUUGCGUCAGACCUCUCCAAGGCCCCGAACCAAAGGAGAGACAAGAGUACCGACAGUGCGUCUGUUGAGCAGUUCAUCGCUAGAAAAGCGGAUCUCCUGUUUGCGCAUUCGUGGAAAUCGAGCACGCCCGCUGAAGACGAGUGGCCGGAAGAGACGGAAGAGCCAUAUGCAGUCAUGCCGCCUCUGGAGCAGUUUUUGGACGUCCCAUUCGAUGAAAGGCGGGACCUGUUCUACCGGGAUGUGGAGCGCGGGGACGCAGUUAUCGGGCGAAUCAACUCCAUCCGGGACUUUGGAUUUUUCGUCACACUCGUUUGCGUGGGCGGAGGACUAGAGAGGGAUAUCGAGGACCUGGAGCUCACAGCACUGUGUCCCAUCAGAGACGUGCCGUCCAAUGGAAACCACGACGACCCUCUAUCAUACUACCAUAUCGGAGAUCUCAUUAGAGCUGGGGUGAAGGACAUUGACCGUUACCAUGGCAAACUGACCCUCUCUCUCCACACCUCUUCACUCUCCCCACACCUGGCCAAGCUGAAGCUGGGGGUGAUUAGUAAAGAAGACCUGCCGUUACACUACAUCCGAGGUGAGAAAAUAGCCAAUGGCAGUACUGACACCUAUGAGCAGGUUCUAGAAAGCUCCCUGGGAUUCUCCAACCCGUCGAACGUGGAGUUCCUCCUGCGAAGGCUUGGCAUCAGUGAAGUGCAGCCGCCAUCGCUGAUGAGGGGCCUACAGAGCAAGUAUUUCCAGGAGGACGACUACGGGACGUCCAUCAGAAAGAAGCAGUCGGCCUCCUGGGCCUUGAAAUGUGUGAAGAUCGGAGUGGACCACUUCAAGUCCGGACGACACGUUGACGCGAUGAACGAGUACAACAAGGCCCUGGAGAUCGACACGAACAACGUGGAGGCUCUGGUGGCCCGCGGCGCGCUGUACGCCACGAAGGGAAGCCUGGUCAAGGCGAUGGGCGACUUUGAGCUGGCUCUGGAGGCCUGCCCAACGCACAGGAACGCCAAGAAGUACCUGUGCCAGACGCUGGUGGAACACGGCGGGCAGCUGGAAGAGCAGGAGAAGCUGGUCACGGCUGAAGGUCUGUACAGGAAAGCCCUGGCAUUGGACGAGACCUUCCAGGAGGCGGAGGAAGCCCUGAAGAAGCUGCAGCUGCGCAUCCAGAAAUCCCUGAAACGGAAGGAAGAGGAGGAAGCAGCGAGGGAAGAGAGAGAGUCUCAGUGUGUGGAGACGAGCGCGGAAAAAUUGCGUAAGAUCUUAAAAGAAGAGAAAAGAAUGAAAAGGAAAAGGAGGAGAUCAUCGUCUUCAUCCUCAACAUCCAGUACCACCUCCUCCUCCUCCUCCUCCUCCUCCAGCUACAGAAAGUCAAAGAAGAGGAAGCGCAAGCACAGGAGGUCCUCGCGUAGCCAUAGGAAACGCCACCGCAGGGUGUCCUCCCGCGACGCCAAAGAGGACUGCUACCCGGCGCCAGCAAACACGUCCGCUUCCUUCCUGUGCCAGAAACAGGAAGUGGCGAAGCUGCUGGGGGAGCCGGAAAGGCCAGAGGAUUCUGGCAGGUCGUAUGCCAAAGGUCGAAGGUCGCGCCUCUCGACAUCCUCUCCGUCGGUCGGCAUCGCGGACGCCCGUCGAGGUAGGUGUGAAGACAAUCCCGUUUUUGGCGCCGGAGAGGGAGGCCGGGAGAAAGAUCCGUGUGAGGAGGAGUUCGGGCCUCUGGCUUCUCCUCGGAGCCGCGAGGUCCGGGCCGGGGAGAGGAGGCUGAGCGGGAGAGAGAAGGAGGAAGCCGGAGUCCAGAGGAGGGCCGAGGAGGAGCGCGGCCCGUACGAGAACGCGAGAGGCAGGAAGUGCUCCGAGUCCUCCACCGGCUCAGAGUAUUCUCGCCAGUCCGAUUGGCCCGCCAAAGAGCACCCCGCUCGGGGCGGCAGCCGCCGAGGGUCUGACAGCAGCUGGCACGAACCCCCCUCGAGCGCCGACAGGAAACUGGCGAGCGCGAGAACUUCAGACCGCGGCGGGUCGCGUAACGGUCAGGGGGCGUCCGGCGGGAACUCGAAUAAAGGCCUGCCGACAAACCUUCUGGACAUCUUCAGCCAGAUAGCGGAGUUUGAGAAGGAGAAGUGCGGGAGCCUGAAGAAAUGAGCCGAGCGUGUCGGGCUACCUUCAGGGGCAGCGGUGCCGUACGCCUCCUCCGCUGUGCGCCACCGUAAGGACAGGAACUCCGGACGGCAUUGGGGCCCGUGUUCUAACACUGUAACGUGCUCUGGGAUUAAUCAGAGGGCCCCGGGUCCUGUUGAUUGCAGCCAGACGAUCCUGAACUGGUGCGCAGGUUAAUCUGCAGAAAUCCUGGGUCCCCGGGCCAGGUGCUGCCGUGAGCCGCUGGUGCUAUUGGUGCUUAAAUGUAUUUGUAACGGCGUAAAAGUGGGGAACAGACCAUUAGUUGCUUCAUCCUUCAUUCACACUGAAAAACCUACUGAUAUUAAAGUCCGUGAGACCCGUGUUGUUCUGGGAUAUUUUACCAGUCAGUACGCUGUGAAAAUACAGAGCUGUUCAGCUACCCGCGUCGGCCACAUGGCCUCUUAAUCCUUUCUGUCAGCUGUAGCAGUAGUCAAUAGUGAAACAUUAACGGCCUACAAACCUUUUUUUGUUGUUGUUGUGUUUUUGUGCUCAGAAUUUCAUAAAGAAUUUGAUCUACAGUAUGCAGAAAUGUGCCAAGCAAUGUAUUUUUUUUCUUUUUUCUCCCAACAGUUGGUACUCAUUAGUUUUGAGCUCGUGUUAAAGCGCGUAUGAACGUAUGAAAUUCUGCGUGUACAUGCAUAUCGUGUAAUAAAAUACACCACAUGGC
Anguilla anguilla (European eel) is the source of this 3166-nucleotide messenger RNA. RefSeq names its product tetratricopeptide repeat domain 14 (gene ttc14). Bases 232 to 2463 code for a protein of 743 amino acids. The record is from RefSeq and is a predicted model, not a curated record. The transcript has 13 exons. Gene Ontology annotation, molecular function: nucleic acid binding; protein binding. NCBI's taxonomy places the organism in Eukaryota, Metazoa, Chordata, Actinopteri, Anguilliformes, Anguillidae.